AGCACGGCGGGUGCCUCGGUGUUCGUGGGAGGUGGAGGGGAGUGGAGCUGCGUGUGUUGUUUAGUCGGCGGUGGUCGCCCACCACCCCCCUCCCCCCGGGUGUGAGUGGGCCGCCCCGCGCCGCCGGCUCAGUGUGGCUCCGGACGCCGAGCGGAGCGGACGCGGUGCGGGAGCCGGUGCGGGCGCGUACGGCGGGUCCGAGGUCAGCGGCUGCCGGGGGCCGGUCAGUCAGCCGGGUCACAACUCCACCCGCCGAGGCCCGAGAGGUGCCGCCGCCAUCUCUGGCUGUCGGGCCCGAGUUACCCGCCGAGGCCGAAGUCCCAGUUGAAGCCUCGUGCUGCCGUGAGGAGGCUCGCCGGCCCGGGAGGGGGGAUUGGCGGGCCCGCCGGUCAUGGCGAGCUCCCGGGUGUGCCGCACCUGCGGCUGCACCGACAUCGACAUCGACCAGGCGAGGGGCGACGCGGUGUGCACGGCGUGCGGCUCGGUGCUGGAGGACAACAUCAUCGUGUCCGAGGUGCAGUUCGUGGAGAACAGCGGCGGCGGCUCGUCGGCCGUCGGGCAGUUCGUCUCCUUGGACGGUCCAGGGAAAGCUCCUUCACUGGGAACAGGAUUUCACACCAACCUUGGGAAAGAAUCACGUACACAGUCUUUACAGAAUGGUCGGCGGCAGAUUCACCAUCUGGGUAACCAGCUCCAGUUAAACCAACACUGCCUUGACACGGCUUUUAACUUCUUCAAAAUGGCUGUCAACAAACGUCUCACUCGGGGCCGGAAGAUGAGCCACGUGGUCGCUGCCUGCCUCUAUCUGGUCUGUCGAACGGAGGGGACUCCUCAUAUGUUGUUGGAUCUCAGUGACCUGUUGCAGGUGAAUGUCUACGUGUUGGGAAAGACUUUUCUUCUGCUGGCCAGAGAGCUCUGCAUAAAUGCUCCAGCAAUAGACCCGUGUUUAUACAUCCCACGGUUUGCGCACAUGCUGGAGUUCGGGGAUAAGAAUCACGAGGUUUCCAUGACGGCCCUUCGACUGUUGCAGAGGAUGAAACGCGACUGGAUGCACACUGGCCGGCGGCCUUCGGGUCUGUGCGGAGCAGCUCUCCUCGUUGCUGCCAGAAUGCACGAUUUCAGAAGGACUGUAAAGGAGGUCAUUCGCGUGGUCAAAGUCUGCGAAUCAACACUCAGGAAAAGGCUCAAUGAGUUUGAGGAGACGCCGACUAGUCAGUUAACAAUUGAUGAGUUUAUGAAGAUUGACUUGGAGCAAGAGUGUGACCCGCCUUCAUUCACAGCCGGGAAGAGAAAGGUUAGACUGCAGCAGUUGGAACAAGAACUAUCCAAAAAACUGGCAGAUAUUGAAGGUGAAAUAACAAGUUAUCAAGAUGAGAUUGAGACGGAACUGGAAAUCAUGCGACCAAGGUACCGCGGGGUGUAUGCAACGUACGCUAAAGGAGAUGGACAGGAUGACGGAGCCUCAGUAGCCUCCUUAGGAGAGGAAGAGGGAGAGGAUGAAGAGUUGACAGCAGUCGCAAACCACCUCAACAAGGAUCUCUACGAUAACUUCCUGAAUGGAGACCAACCAAAGGACAAUGACAAAACAGAGGAGGAGAAGGAAUCGGAGCCUCCACCCAAACCCCCCAACAUAUUGUCUCUGUUAGGGCCCCUCCCAACAGCUGCCAGUCUGGGUCUGAAGGAAUCCAUCGAGGAGUGCAUAGCAGCUGAAGGAUCUGAGGCAGGAGCCGAUCCUCAGAAAGGUGAACUUGACCUGAAUGGCAUUGAUGACCAUGAAAUUGAUAGGUACCUACUGAAUGAGCAAGAGGUGGAACAGAAAACAGAGCUGUGGCUGAGAGAGAAUGCAGACUACCUGGAAGAACAGAAAGCUAAGGAAGAACGAAUAGCUAAAGAGAAGGAACUUGGGAUUUAUAAAGAGCAGAAGCCCAGAAAAUCCUCGAAGAAACGCGAGCCAAUCCGAGCCAGUACGGCAGGCGAGGCCAUAGAAAAGAUGCUGGAACAGAAGAAGAUCUCCAGCAAGAUAAACUAUGAUGUGCUGAGGGACCUGAACAGCAAGGGGAGCAGCUCACCAGCUCAGGAGGAGAGUGACAGCAGUAGCUGCAGUGGCAAAAGGGGACCAGCUCAGCGAAGAACGGCUGCUAACUCCCGGAAACUAGCUGCGCCAGUCAGCAACCUGGGCAAGAGGCUUCGACCGUUGAUUUCUUCAGUUCCUCCUAAGAAGUUGGCGUCCAGUGAGGCUCCAGCUCCUGACUUGGGACCUGCUGACGUUCAAGCAACACAGCCAGUGGCCGUGCUGGUCGAGAGUGGGCCCGUGGUAUACAAUGAGGAAGAGAUAGAAGGAGGAGGAGGAGCUGGAGGGAGGAAGGGAGAACUGCCUUAGUGCACUUCAGCUAGUCGGUGGCAAUGAUUAUGGUUUUGAAAUGGAGGACGAUGAGGGAUUCUAAAGCAAGUCAGCACUUUCCCGCUCGAGUCUCAAGAAUCGGGAAUCUGGGUGGGAAUCGGAAGGUGGGAAUGCUUCCUGAGCGUUUGAUGGAGACGGUCUGUGGGCGGUAUUCCUCUCCCUCGCGCGACAAGGACGUGGUAUCACUGGUUGGGACGGAACAUUGACUCCUCACCCAGCACUGAAGGACUGCUUGUUCGGAAAGUGAAACAACCACCUAAGGCUUCUUGAUUUUUUUUUAGUUUAUUUUUGUACGGAAGCUCCUAUUUAUUACCGUUAAUUUGAAUAAUUUAGUUUUCUAUUUCUGUACGGUUAACAUUCUGUGGAGCGGAGGGAUUGAAAUACCUGAGAGCGGGUGGAAUGAGUUUAGACAUGUUGUCCUGUUGAAAAGCCUGGAAACAUUGGAGGUACUGACACACGGAACUUAGCUCUCCACCCCUCCCGUGCCUGAUGUUGUGGGAUGCCUCUCCCUGGAGAGAGCCAGUGGCCUUCAGGAAGAGGAGGUAGAAGGGAGGUUAGAGCUGAGAAAGAUGUGGUUGCCCUGGGCCCAAACCCCAGCCCUGAAGCACGUGGAAAGGAUGGAUUGUGUUCUCUGUUGAGUUGUUGUGCUGGCAGGAGCGGGAAGGUUUGCUGUAACGGAGGCUCUGCCUCUAGACCUCUUCACAAGGAGGAAACCUUUGGGCUUGGUAUAAAUUGCUGACUAUUUAUAGACUCACCAGUUUGAGUUACUUUGAGUCUUUUCUCUUCACUUACAUUGAUAAGAUGUUAUUACUGACUUUUAAAAAAAUGCUUAAGGUUCCCAGAGCCGUUAGCAAUGCACAACAGUUAGCAAGACCAUUAUGGGUUAGAUGUACAAUUUGGUUUGAACAGUACACGAAUAUACCUUCAAGAAAGUAUCCAGCCAGUAAUCACCACAUGUACAUUGGGGGUAAUUUUAACUCUGCAGCAAAGUAUGAU
Pristis pectinata (smalltooth sawfish) is the source of this 3397-nucleotide messenger RNA. RefSeq names its product BRF1 RNA polymerase III transcription initiation factor subunit b (gene brf1b). NCBI's taxonomy places the organism in Eukaryota, Metazoa, Chordata, Chondrichthyes, Rhinopristiformes, Pristidae. Gene Ontology annotation, biological process: transcription by RNA polymerase III; DNA-templated transcription initiation; transcription preinitiation complex assembly. Bases 392 to 2380 code for a protein of 662 amino acids. The record is from RefSeq and is a predicted model, not a curated record. The transcript is spliced from 18 exons. Gene Ontology annotation, molecular function: RNA polymerase III general transcription initiation factor activity; TBP-class protein binding; RNA polymerase III type 3 promoter sequence-specific DNA binding. Gene Ontology annotation, cellular component: transcription preinitiation complex; nucleus; transcription factor TFIIIB complex.